AAAAAAAAAAAAAAAAAGAUAGCGAGAGAGACUUAUAUUGUCCUCGGCGCGGCUUCCUCGCGACGGGCACAUCUGGAAAGUUGCUCGCUUCUAGUCAACGUGGGCAUCCAGUUUCUUAAAGGUGGCUAGCCGCUAAAGCCUUUCCCCCUCCCGGGGGCAGAACUGCUGGGAGUUCACGUUAGGAUAGGAGGUGGUCUGUCUGAAACGCGAAGCCUCUGUUGCCGUUCGGGGAGUUGUGAGGUUUAAUGAGGUUAGCGGGAAAAAAAAAAGGCAUUGAUAUUAAGAGCGUGUUGCUAAUGCUAACUGCUAAUGGCUGCUCCCACAUGUCUGCCUGUGAAACGUAGCCUAGUCUGCUAAAAAGUUAUGCUUGAUGUAAAAUAUUAUUAUUAUGCUUAGACCACUGGAUAGAAUGACAAUUAAUUUGGAGAUUUUGUUUUGUUAUAAUGCUAUUGAAUAUUACACAAGCACGAACGUGCUUCGACAUAUAUUGUUUUUGUUAGCAUCCCUGCUGAUUUAACCCAUUCUCUCAUCUGACAGUCUGAACAAUGAAGAUCACAGCAGUCACACUGUUACUAAUAUUAGCAACCAUUCUGGGUUUAUUUUACAGUCUUAAGAACCAAAGCUCCCCAGCAUAUUGGUAGCAGUGGUGAUGAUACAUGCAGAUAUUUUUGCAACAUUGCGUGUGAAUACUAAUCAAGUCCACUUACGUGAGAGCAGCGCCAACAGUGCUUUCUGCUUGCAACCUAUUUUUGGAGUAAGAGAAGCCCCCUCUCCUUCAGGUUUCUGGAAAAUAUAGUCAAGAGUCAUUCUGCCAGUCAGUCCUAUCACCCUACAUGCACUCGCGUGCUUUUGGCAGGAAGCCCAGUUCAAAGACCUGCCCGCAGCACAAAUCUCCCUUCAAAACUCUGCCAAAAUAACGUUGUGUACGUUUCUGGAAAGGUGCAGCGUAAAGAGGAAAGAUUUGACCCAUUAUUAUCCGUUGACGAGGAUUCCAUCUGUCAUUCGGCUGAGUUGAAAACACGCUCAACCCGUCAUGAUGGUUAGAUUUUAACUUUUACGUCUGACUACCGUGUUAUUCUCGUAAAAUUCCAAUCAAACGCUCAUUGACGCAGUCAUUGUGACCAUAUAAAGCUUUUAUUGGGAAGAAAUGUUAUUGCGUACUGCGUAGUGGGGCGGUGUAUUUGUCCUGGAAACGCGGUUAUCAACGUCCACCAGACGUGUUGUGUGUGUGUGUGUGUGUGUCUGUGUGUCUGUGUGCGUGCGCGCGUGCAGCUCGACGUGCUCAGCGACCAGCAGCAUGGAUCAUGUAUCGCGGCCGAGCGGCGGCAUGGAUGCUGCGUCCGCGCAUCUCUGCGCAAACAACAAAGACAGCAUGGCGGAUUACCUAAUCAGCGGUGGCACAGGCUACGUCCCUGAUGACGGACUCUCCGCCCAGCAGCUCUUCUCUAUUGGAGAUGGCCUCACAUACAAAUCUGACCAACAGUGUGUUGUCUCCGAUGGUCAUACGGCUGAAGAGCUAUGCUCUAAAGGAGAUGGGUUGACUUACAACGACUUCCUGAUCUUACCAGGCUUCAUCGACUUCACCUCAGACGAAGUGGACCUGACAUCAGCUCUGACCAGGAAGAUUACGCUGAAGACCCCCCUCAUCUCCUCUCCCAUGGACACGGUCACGGAGUCGGCCAUGGCCAUUGCUAUGGCGUUAAUGGGAGGGAUUGGAAUCAUUCACCACAACUGCACACCAGAAUUUCAGGCCAAUGAAGUCCGCAAAGUCAAGAGGUUUGAGCAAGGUUUUAUCACAGACCCCGUGGUUAUGAGUCCACGCCACACGGUUGGGGACGUGAUCGAAGCCAAAGUAAGACACGGCUUCUCUGGUAUCCCUGUAACAGAGACGGGAAAAAUGGGCGGCAAACUGGUGGGCAUUGUCACCUCGAGAGAUAUUGACUUUCUCUCUGAGAAAGACCACAACAAACCCCUGGAAGAGGCUAUGACUAAGAGGGAGGAGUUGGUGGUAGCUCCAGCUGGUGUUACAUUGAAAGAAGCCAAUGAUAUCCUGCAGCGCAGCAAAAAAGGCAAACUCCCCAUUGUGAAUGACAACGAUGAGCUGGUGGCCAUCAUUGCCAGGACAGAUCUGAAGAAAAACAGGGACUACCCCCUCGCAUCGAAGGACUCGCGCAAACAGCUGCUGUGUGGCGCCGCCAUCGGCACAAGGGAGGACGACAAAUACAGACUGGACCUGCUAGUUCAAGCUGGAGUGGAUGUCGUCGUACUGGACUCUUCACAAGGCAACUCGGUUUAUCAGAUCAAUAUGAUAAAUUAUAUUAAACAGAAGUAUCCAGAGUUGCAGGUAGUGGGAGGAAACGUUGUGACGGCAGCCCAGGCCAAGAACCUGAUCGAUGCCGGUGUGGACGCGCUGAGGGUUGGCAUGGGCUGUGGCUCCAUCUGCAUCACACAAGAAGUCAUGGCUUGUGGGCGGCCUCAGGGGACCUCUGUGUACAAGGUCGCAGAGUACGCCAGGCGUUUCGGCGUUCCAGUCAUCGCCGACGGGGGCAUUCAGACCGUUGGCCAUGUGGUGAAGGCGCUGUCUCUCGGAGCAUCGACAGUUAUGAUGGGCUCGUUGCUAGCAGCCACCACCGAGGCUCCUGGAGAGUACUUCUUUUCAGACGGCGUGCGCCUGAAGAAGUACCGUGGCAUGGGCUCCCUGGACGCCAUGGAGAAAAGCACCAGCAGCCAGAAACGCUAUUUCAGUGAGGGGGACAAGGUGAAGGUGGCCCAGGGCGUGUCGGGCUCAGUCCAGGACAAGGGCUCCAUCCACAAAUUCGUACCUUACCUGAUAGCAGGUAUUCAACAUGGCUGCCAGGACAUUGGAGCUAAGAGUCUGUCUAUUCUACGAUCCAUGAUGUACUCUGGGGAGCUGAAGUUUGAGAAGCGGACCAUGUCUGCGCAGGUGGAGGGAGGCGUGCACGGACUCCACUCUUACGAGAAGCGGCUUUACUGAAGCGGUUUUGAGUGCAGGUCAACCGUGCACGUGACACACCCAAAACUAACAGCGACCAAAUGUUGAACCGCCACUCCGCUAGAAUCCACAUCACACGCACUACACCUUCUGCGCUCCUCCCCGGCUCAUCACUCGUGCCCUCUCCGAUCCCAGCCAGCUGAGCUUUGGGGAGGUGAAGGACACCAAAGUGAAGUGAGACUCUCUCCGAUCCCGACACCGGACUCUGAACACCUUGGAUUUUGCACACAAGAUGUGGCGCAUCAGGGUUUUUGGAACGACGUACCCCUCCUGUAUCUUGAGUAUGCAGCCUAAUCCCAAUUUUAUGUAUGACUGUGUGCGCGCGUGUGUGUGUUGGUCAUAGUGAGAGGACAAACUGUGGAUCACGUGUCCUCGGUGUGUGACGUUGACAAUGUGCAUUGGGACAGACAAAGUGACGGUGCACUGUGUUUACAUGUUCUGUUUAUAGUGAAUGAAAUGCAGGCAGAUAGUGCAGAUCCCAUCAGGGCUUUUUUUUUUUUUUUUUUCCUCUUUCAUUUGGGAUCAAGGCUUACCAGCGAGCUCCAUGUCAGAAUCCUCACAAAUCCCAAGCUCUUGAACACUUGAACACAGUCUCACACACACGUGCAGAAAACGUGUCUGUAAUGAUUUCUUUUUUGCAGAGCUUCUGGCAGCAGAGGCGACGUCUCCAUUAAGAGUAGCUGCUCGUAUUUCAGAAUUUAUUGUUUACGCUUGUGUUUGAUGCAUUUUGAGGUACGAACUAUUGGCCAUAUGUGUUUUCCCGUCAGCUUUGUAUCCUCCGUUGUCACCUGCAGUCAGUAGAUCACCCAGUUUUUUGCCACUGUGGAUGUUGACUUGCCCCACAAAAGACACACUGAGCCAAACCAACCAGUGUCCCAUCUCAGUGCAUAGCGUUCUCAUGUCGAGCCAGGAAGGGACCAAAACGCUGACGAUCAGGUAUGUUGUGAAGAGACAUCUGUGGAAAGGAAAAUUAUGAAUGACCGUUCCCUUGACCUUAAUUUGAAUACUUUUCGAUAAAGCAACUUUAUAUUAAACCUGUAUAGUCUCGGGGGCUUGGAAUUGAGCAUGAAGGGUUUUUGAUAUGCAUGUUUGUUUUUUCACAAAGCCAAAAUCAUGGCUGUAUUUAUAUUCUGCUUUAAUUGCAUACAUACUGCCAAGUGUAUCUAACACUUCUUUGACACUCUUCUUUUGUAAUUUUCAAACCAAAAUUGGCGUGACAAGUUACUUGUUGCCUUGUCACUUGAUCCCUCCUGUGCUUUCAUAGUUCUCUGCAAUAACCUUUUUUUUCUUUUGUUUGUUUCUAUUCACCGGAGAAAUGCCUUGAAACAGGUCAUUAUUAAAGCUGCACCUGCCAGCUUAGUGAAAACGCAGAAUGCUACACCUUCUCGCCUCCUUGACUUCCUUUGAGACGGUAUCACAGUACUCGUCGUCACUCGGCUUAUGUAGAAGUAGGCUUUCCUAACAUUUUUACUUUCUUUUUGCCAUUCAGAUGUUUUUUUUUUUUUUUUUUUUUUAAAGAAUAAUGUCGCAGAUUGUGAGCUGAGUUGCUUUCUCUAACGUGCUCGUACCCUCAGCAGGGUUCACUUGACUAACAAGGUCUUGCAACUGGACUUUAGUGCAAGGAAGUGUCUGGAGAAUUAUUUACAAUUCUAAACCAUUGGAAAUGACUGCUGCUUGUUUUCAAUUUCCCACCUAAAGAUGUAAUUCAGGUUUUCAAAAUGUCUUACAUGUCAAGUACCGAGUCCUGCAAGUCCAUCUGGAAAGCACAAAUAUCUCAUACUUGAUAUGGUCUCCCUUUCUUUUUCGUUACCAUUUUGUGUGGAAAAAUCAACAGUCCUCACAACACGAUAGUAGCGUCCAUUGAACAGUGACGGAGCUUUUUAGAUGGACAGAAAAGACUCAGUAUUUAGUGAAUCCAAGAUGGGAUUUUGAGGAAUAUCUCUUCAGAUCAUGUUUACAGUAAAACUCAACAGAGGAAAGUUGCUUUUGCUGUUUAUGGUAAUAAAGAAUAAAAACUACUGCAAGCUG
Molecule: messenger RNA, 5041 nt
Organism: Salarias fasciatus (jewelled blenny)
Lineage: Eukaryota; Metazoa; Chordata; Actinopteri; Blenniiformes; Blenniidae
Gene: impdh1b
Product: IMP (inosine 5'-monophosphate) dehydrogenase 1b
Exons: 16
Coding region: 1298-2995 (565 amino acids)
Biological process (GO): GTP biosynthetic process
Cellular component (GO): cytoplasm
Molecular function (GO): IMP dehydrogenase activity
Source: RefSeq, a predicted model, not a curated record